Molecule: messenger RNA, 844 nt
Organism: Phalaenopsis equestris
Lineage: Eukaryota; Viridiplantae; Streptophyta; Magnoliopsida; Asparagales; Orchidaceae
Product: DNA-directed RNA polymerases I and III subunit RPAC2
Exons: 4
Coding region: 383-670 (95 amino acids)
Biological process (GO): DNA-templated transcription
Cellular component (GO): RNA polymerase I complex; RNA polymerase III complex
Molecular function (GO): protein dimerization activity; DNA binding; DNA-directed RNA polymerase activity
Source: RefSeq, a predicted model, not a curated record
CCUGGCUCGGCCUCCCCCCCCACCAAACCCUUGCCUCUGGGGUACAUCACUCCCCUCAACCUGUUUCGCCCGAAGACACUUCGCCUCUCUGCCACAAAUCCUCCCCCUCCCUAGUUUCGCCCAAAACCAUCGCCUUCGCAACCGUACCCUCGCGAUACAGUCAUCAUUAGAGCUAACUGGGAAGGCAACGUCGAGAUCGCGGCGAGACCCGAACUCCCAUCUUUCUCCUCAUUGCGCUCCGCUCCUACCCGAAACAAUCGAGGAGAUAACUUCACAUCUUUCUUUUGCGUUCCCGGAUUCACUAAAUCCGAUUUACGCCCGAGUUUUGUGAAAUCCGGAUUUAUCAAAUCCGCGGCUCUAUUUUGUCCAGACCAACGUUACAAUGGAGCAUGGAUCAUUGAAUGAUAUAAGGAAUUCAACUUUUUCUUUGAUGGAUGAAGACCACACCUUGGCAAACUCUCUGAGAUUCUUAUUAAACAAAGACCCUCGGGUUGAAUUUUGUGCGUAUAGUAUCCCUCAUCCAUCAGAAAAUAAGGUUAAUAUAAGAGUUCAAACUACAGGUGAUUCAGCAAAGGAUGUGUUCAAAGAUGCUUGCCAAGAUCUUAUAUUGUUGUGCCAGCAUGUGAGGUCCACAUUUGAUAAAGCUGUUGCCGAUUCUUCAACCAAAUGAGAUUUGUUUCUUUUCCCACCAUUCCCUGCUUUGCAUAAUAAGACUUUAUCUACGAACAAAUGUGUUCAUGUUUCUCAUCAGCUUAUGUAUUGAUGACUUAUCAUUCCUUCUGUAUUUACAACUUCAAUUUUUACGUAUCAAUCCUUAUGCUUGAAAAAUGUAUAUUUCACUUUU